AUGUCACGGGGGUGACCUCGGCAGCCUGGCCGUGAUCAUGGAAAAAAAUUUGGCACUUUUUGAACUCCAAUCGCCCCGAAACUAAUCUUUGACCUUCUUACACGUACUAGGACCUGAAAUAUACCAAAAAUAGCACAACCUAUUAAGUGGAAACCGUUGCAAUUAACCCUCAUUUGUGCGCUCAUAGGUUGUUCUCUCUAGCAAGUACAUCUUCUAGUAUGGAACUUCUCGAGAGCGGUGAGAGAUGAGUACUUCAACUCCAAAGACCUUUUUAAUGAUUAUUUUGGUUUUUGGGGUUCUUCGCAAACAAGGCAGACACUUGGUAAUUAUCUGGUUACUAGGUUUAAUUGAUUAGUUUGUUCCAAAAAUGGAAAAGGGUUGUGGUGAUGUGACGAGAGAAGAGGAAGGAGUAGUAGAAGAUGAGUGAGGGAGAAGGGGUAAUUAUUCAAAAAUGGUUACAAAGUUUAACAUUUGUGCAAAAUGAUAGCUUAACAAUUUAUGUUUGGUACCCGUUGUUAAGUAUGUGAAAGGAAAUUGUGAUUAUGAAACCAUAAUAAAAUUUAUAUGAUUUAGUUGCAACUAAAAUUCGACUUGUGUGAUUUAAUUAUAGUAAAAAUAAAUUAGAUGGUUAGUCUACAAUACCACCCUAUACUUAAGUGGCACACCGUGCAUCGAACCCUCGUAUGGAUGAUCACAAUGGUUGAAUAUGUGGUGGGGUGGAUUAAUUUGGAUUCUCAUGUACACUUAAUUAAUAACAAGGCAAUCUAAAAGGAUGGAGGCGUUUCAUUGCGUGUAAUUGAGUCAUUAUUGUCCUUUAACUAAACAAUUUGAUCGAUUGUGUGAUGACGCCAAACCAAGGUUUGUUUUUAUUCGAUUUUCUCGUCCAACCCAUUUAUUAACUAUGGUUGUACCUAAGUUGAAAAUCAGGUUGUUGCAAAUCACACCAGGUAAAGAAAAAACUUUGAUCCUCUCGUUUUUGUUGAUCUAUUUCAACAAUCAAAAAUAGGUUCGUCAAGAAACUCAAUUCAUUUCAGGUUUUUUUAUCUUGCCUUAGGGAGAAAGAGGAAGGGGAAUGGCAGGAGCGAUAAACAAGUUCUUUGUUACCUCAAUGUUCAUGUGGAUGGCUCCGAUUGGGGUCCUUUUCGCCUUUAACCACGAUUGGCUUCCCGGUUUGAGUCAAUUAUCACCACACACUCUAACAUUGUUGAGCGGAUUGGUAGCUGUCGUGUCAGUCAAUAUAGUUAUGGGAUUCUAUAUCUAUAUUGCAAUGAAGGAACCCGUAGACAAACAUGAACCACACCCUGGAUUUGUUGCCGAGGCCAGAGCUAGCCUCAACAAACUUAAUAAAGGUAAAGAAGCUUCAAUGGUAUCCAAGAAAGAUUAGCAGAUAGAUAUUUAGCACUCUAGCUAACUAAAACAAUAUUGGGUAUUGUUGAAUGUUCCUUUUAAUGGUAUAGUCAGUUUUGAGCUGUGUUAUCUAUGUAUCUAUGUAGUGCUCCACAAUGACACACAAUUUGUUGUAACUUAUCUUUUAUCUCACUACUUAUCAUUUAUUUGAGAACUAUAUCGACAAAUGAUAAUCUUGACAGAGCAUAAUUAUUUUAUGGUCUAGGAUGCACAUAGACAUAUCCAAGCCUUCAUUGAGUUUAUUGACAGGAUCUAGGUUGUUGAGGUGCCUCAAUAAGAUAUGCGUUUGAGGUUGUUCCCAUUUUCUUUGAGUGGAAUACCCAAGAGAUGGUUGACAAAACAGCAACCCUACUCCAUUUUGUCUUGUAAGGACCUUUAUUAGAAGUUCUUAAACUAAUAUUCCCACCUUCGAAGAUGGCCCAAAUAAGCAUUGAGAUUUCCAACUUGAUUUAGGAAGAUGAGAACCUUUAUUCGAAGCUUAAGAUCUCUACAAUUCCCUCCUCCUAAAUAUCAUCAUCAAUGGUUUCCAAGAUUCAGAACUCGUAGGAUCACCGAAAGAUAUGAAACUUGCUCCAUUAUAUGCAUAAAUUCUAUCCAACUUGUAGAUGUCACUCACAAACCUGUAUGAGUUGGUAAGAGUGUGUUGCAAACAUUCAUGACAUGAGAUCAAUGAAUUUUGAUUCCAUGAAACUUUCUACAAGUACAUUUUCCAACGCGCUCAUUAUUGUUGAAUUUCACCUCUAGCACAUUCCUAUAUGUCCUUGCACGGUUGUUAGGUGGAGUCUUGAUCUCGCACUUCCCUUCAUAUUGAUUAUACACAUUCAGAUUAUGUCCAAUUUUCUUAUCCGACCAUUCUUCAUGAACUCUUCACAUUUUUUUAGUGAGACUUGUCGGCUCUAAUUUGUGUUUCAAUCUCUAACCGUGGUCAUCAAAAUUCUUCAAUACUCGUUAAAAGGUGCGUUGAACUAACUAUGACAAUGAUAGGCAAUGCACGAAUUCCUUUGAAAACCCCAUUAAUGCUCUCACCAUAUUUGAUAUCCUAAGGAUCAGCAACGUCCUCCCUCGACAUUAUCAUGUGCAAUGCUCCAAAAAUCUGAUGCUUCUCAGCCCACUUGCUACAUUAUAUUCCUCUUUCAUCCGCCAUUUUCACAAAUUUACUACAUUGAUGAUUGAAAUUCAGAAUACAUUUUCCUGAACCUUUCGUCGAACAAAGUCAAAUUAAUUGCCAAUAAUAGAACACAUUUUGUUGGCAUAAUGUCGCAUACACCACUUUCAUACCCAACCUAUUCCAAUAUCUCUAAGUGUUUCACUUAGCCCCGCAUGUCGGUCAGAUAUGAUACAUAUGUCAUUGUGGUCACUCAAGCUCUAAAGAUGUCUGAUGAACCAUGACCAACUAUGAUUGUUCUCGCUCUCCAUUAACGUAAUCAGAAAUAUUUUUUGUUUACCAUAAAAGAAGUUUGCAAUGAGAACCGUGUCAUUUAUAUUUGCCAAUGAGAAAUGGUCCGUCAACGAGGAUGAAUCCUAGAAAAAUCUUGAAGCCUUGUAUGCAAGGUCCAAAUUCUCAAAACACUCGUUGAAAGAUCUUGCGGCCUGGCAUAACAUACCAUGCCUUUUGUAACAAAUAUUAAUUUGUACCUAUCUUUACACUCGUCUUGCAAAACUUUGGCAUGUAUUGAUCACGUUGUAGUACGUAGCCAAAGUUUCUGGUCUAAAAGCCAUGUUCGUAUUUCCCUAGGAUCUCUCACAAGUCACAACCACUUACUAAUGUGGUGAGGGACGAGUUCUAUGAUUUUAAAGGCGACGGUGGAGGUUGAGGUGCAUCCAGGAGGAGGGGGGGGGGGGGCGAAGUUCCUCUUGGUUUUAUAAAAUCGAAAAGGAAAC
Molecule: messenger RNA, 3288 nt
Organism: Linum trigynum
Lineage: Eukaryota; Viridiplantae; Streptophyta; Magnoliopsida; Malpighiales; Linaceae
Source: the annotation of a GenBank genome assembly